GAUUGUACACAAGCUGCGGCAUUUGUAUAUAUUUUUGGAAUACUCUGUAAACAAUAGUAUUUUGUAGUAAAAAAAAAGUGAAAUUUGACUUAUCUUUCAUAAUGGAUAUCACGAUGAAAAAUUUCAAGGAACAACUGCCUAUAAUCAGGAAAACCAUUCAAGAAGCGCAUUUUUUUGCUAUAGAUACAGAAUUUACGGGACUGACUUCGGAACGCAAUAUAUUUCCUUUCGAUACACCGGAAGAGGUGUACCUGAAAACGAUUGAGAAUUCUUCCGAUUUCGUGAUAAUUCAGUUGGGAUUAUGUGCUUUCCAAAUCGACCCAGAUGAUGGGAAAGUGUCUUACAAAUGCUUUAAUUUCUAUUGUUACCCAAAAGGCCGACUGAAUGUAUUCGGCUGUCAGGGCGAGAGUAUGCGAUUCCUGGCCGAAAAUGGAUUUGAUUUCAAUAAAUUGUUCCGUUACGGUUUGUCUUUCUGCGGCGAGGCAGACGAGGAACGCAUGCGAACGGAGCUGAGGGAACGUCAGGAACAACGUGCCGCGGCCUUGCAAGAGGACACACAAAAUGAUGAAAAUGGAAUACUAAAUAUGGUUCCUGUUCCACCGGCUGAAGAAAAAUUACUGGCAGACAUAACCGAAGGAAUCGAUAAUUUUUUGAAAGGCGAAGAAAAAACCUAUACCAUAACGAAUUGCAAUGGAUUUCAGCGCAAAUUGGUUUACCAAUUGAUAGAAUCGAAGUACAGUAAGCUCGUCUCGACGAGUUCGGUACCUUUGGCUAACAAUCAUAAGGGUAUUCUGAUAGAACGUAAACGAAGUAAAGAGGAAGAGCAGCAAUUUCAAGCAGAACGUGUCGUUCAGGAAAAUGAUGAUCUCGAUAGUAUUGUAGGUUUGUCACUUGUGUUACAGGAGUUAUCUAAAACGAAAAAGCUUAUCAUUGGUCACAAUAUGCUGUUGGAUCUGCUAUUUGUGAUUCGACAAUUUUUUCGACCAUUACCGCAUAACUAUCUUGAGUUUAAGAAAAUUGUUCGAGAACUUUUUCCAAUAUUGCUCGACACGAAGUACCUGUGCACGAAUGCAGAGCUUAAAGUACAUGUCAAUUCCUCCGUGUUGGGACAUGUGUUUGAAUCGGUUCAAAAAGAACCUUUUCAAAUGCCGCAGGUUACUUCAGGCUUCGAAGAACAUAAGUACGCAACAGAUGAUCAGAGACAACACGAAGCUGGAUAUGAUGCCUACUUAACGGGACUAUGCUUUCUUGGUCUGGUCAGUUAUUUCAAGGUGGAUUUGAAAAAUAUUCUGAAGGAUCCAACGCUCAAAGCUUAUUUCAAUAGGAUAUUUUUGCUGCGUGUCACUGAUGUAAACUAUAUCUACACUCACGGAAAAGAACCAUCUGUUUCGCGUGAACAUGUAUUUUAUAUAACUUUUCCGGAGAAUUGGCGAUCAACGGAUAUUCUGAUUCGUUUUCGGAAUUAUGGACAAGUUCAUAUUAAUUGGGUGAAUAAUUGCUCCGCCUUCGUUACACUACACAACCGAGAUUACGCUAGCCAUGUAAUCAAAACAAUAGACAAAUCUUCUGCCCAGUUUACGAUUUGCACGUUUAACCAAUUCAAGGCAAAACAGCAAUGUACUGGAGUUAAACGGCGAUACGAUAGUGGUAGUUACGACAGAUGGCAUUACAUCGGAAUUAAAACCCGAGAAGAAGAAAAAGCAUCGACGGUAGUAGUAGCACCCCCACCAGUAACGGCUGAAGAAGUGUCAGCGUUUAGUUCCGGCAAUCAACCCAAGAAGGCAAAGAAAGCAACGUUCACAGACAACGAUGACUGGUAGUAUGUAAGGACGAGUUUUACUUUAUUUUCAAAAUAUAAUGCUCAUGAUCUUUGACGCUGCUUAAGUUGUAGUA
Molecule: messenger RNA, 1893 nt
Organism: Malaya genurostris
Lineage: Eukaryota; Metazoa; Arthropoda; Insecta; Diptera; Culicidae
Product: poly(A)-specific ribonuclease PARN-like
Exons: 6
Coding region: 102-1820 (572 amino acids)
Biological process (GO): nuclear-transcribed mRNA poly(A) tail shortening
Cellular component (GO): nucleus; cytoplasm
Molecular function (GO): RNA binding; poly(A)-specific ribonuclease activity; metal ion binding
Source: RefSeq, a predicted model, not a curated record